Messenger RNA from Schizophyllum commune H4-8, 380 nucleotides. Its product is annotated as Yos1-like protein. The transcript is spliced from 3 exons. Gene Ontology annotation, cellular component: COPII-coated ER to Golgi transport vesicle; endoplasmic reticulum membrane; Golgi membrane. The record is from RefSeq and is a predicted model, not a curated record. NCBI's taxonomy places the organism in Eukaryota, Fungi, Basidiomycota, Agaricomycetes, Agaricales, Schizophyllaceae. Bases 31 to 318 code for a protein of 95 amino acids. Gene Ontology annotation, biological process: endoplasmic reticulum to Golgi vesicle-mediated transport.
CGCACAUUCAGCUCCUUGCACGCGCCGACCAUGGCGUUCGGCAUCAUCUGGAAUUUCCUCUACGUUGUCAUCCUCCUCGUCAACGCCGUCGCCGUACUCAGCGAAGAUAGAUUCUUGGCGAGAAUCGGUUGGACAUCCUCGAGCCAGACUGCUGCUGCGUAUGCACAAACAUACGACGCAACAGGGUACGGCCCCCCAGAUCCUGGCAUCAAGGCUAGGAUCAUCGACUUGAUAGCAGCAGUUCGCACAUUGUUGAGAAUACCACUCAUUGGCAUCAACACGGUUAUCAUUCUGUACGAGCUGCUCUGGAUUGGCUAGGCGAUGCGAUCUCCUCAAUAUACCAACUGUAUCUUAUUCCCUCGCGCCACCGUGUGACCACG